GCAGUUUUUCAAAUUCUAAUUUAGGAUGUCGCUUAACACAGCUUACGCGAGUACAAUACCAGCAGUUUUCAAAAUCGUUGAGAUUAUUCUCAAUAUCAUACUCAUCAUUCUUGUUGCUGUGUCACCCAAUUACGUUAUUCCUGGCCCUGGAGGAUGGUUGUUUUUCGUUGCAAUCUUGACUACAUUUAUCUCAUUGUUUUUCUAUUGUAUUCACCUUACAAAUGCAAUUUACAGGUUUUCAGGGCCCAUGACAUUAAUUACGAUUAUUAAUAACCUGGAAGCACUGAACGGCAGUUUCGUCCCAGCACGGUACUAGUGAGCCGGCAUCCAACGGUGUUAAUGUAUAACUUUAACCAGUCCACGAUAUUGCGCGACCGUCCAUUAUUUUCUUCAGGUUCUCAAUGGUGAUCUAACAUUCAUCCAUUCAUGAUAUCAAUUGAAACUUGACAAUCUACAAAACUCUUUACUGAUAGAAUUAAAUUGGUCGAUAAUUAGCUGGAGUUUAGUGACCAGAAACAAAAACCAUGUCUGAUUUUCUUCAACUGCCUUGAUAUUAGCGAAACUGUGAAGGUCGAAUCACAAUCAGGUUAUUAAAAUUCAGGAAUUUAUAUGCAUUGCAAUAUGUUCAGGUUUUCAUUUAAUCGCUAUGAUUGUAUGCGCAUGUACAGUAUCAGGUUAUGGGACAGCAAUUGCUGCAGCUGUAAGUUCUAUAUUUACUUAAUCGCUUUAUGUAGUUUAUUGUAUGCACAUUAUUGUUGUUUAUUUUGUUUUCUUGUUAUAAAUCUAUUCUGUACUUAUUUAAAAUCGUUGAAAUUCACAAGGUGGUAUUUUAGAAAUAGUCCAAUGAAUAUUAAUUUAAUGAUUGUUAUAAUAAAAAUAUGGAAUAUGGAGUAGUUUCAGAUGAUUUGUCUUCGGUUACGGAAAUCUAUAGAGCUAGAUAAUUUAAAGAAUUUUUAGAGGAAAUAUUUUUUAGCCUCUUUUUCGGUUGUUUGAAGGUAUGAACGCUGUAUAUGCUAGUUGUCUAAGCGAAAUAAUUUAAUGAUUUCACACCCCUGUAGAGUUGAGAGUAAAAUUUUACUCCCGGUCUAUGAAAUUACUAACGUUGGUCUUGUCUUUUUUCAAUGGAUCCCUGUACAAUAGUAGGAACUCUAGGAACAAGUGUUCUAGAUGAUAUAGCUUAACUGGGUCAUUACGGUGUGCAAGUGCUGCCAUCACCAAGGAGGCGGCUGCAAUUGGGGAAAACUAAACUAUUGUUCUAUUCACUCACCUCAAAACCUGGAAAUGUUAUUUCGAUAAUAGUUUAGUCAUCAUUAAGAGUCCUGAAACGAAGAAAAAACAGUUGUCCAAUAAUCUGCAACUAUAAAAUAUUCUGUGAUUUAUAUCGUUAUGCAAUGAAAAGUAUACCUAAUCAACGAAAUACAAACACUGAGCUGUGAGCCAAUCAUAUAUCAAUUAGAUAAAAUUACUUUAGUUUAGGUCGAUAGGUGACUUUAGAUUUAUUUCCCAAAAUUAUUAUUAGUCAUAAAAAAGCAUAUUAUGUUUAUAAAAGCUCAAGCGAUUAAAGGUAAAUAACUAUAAAGUUUCUUUUGGUGAUAUUUUUAUUCGACUGUCUUCAGGUAAAUAUUAAAAAAUAAAAGCAUUUAAAGAUGAAUUCUGUACACUCAACACCCAGAUCAUAUGAUACUUUUCCUUAAAUACUAAAUGAAGGCUCUCGCUGAUCUUAUUGCUCUCGCCUAAGUAUGAUCAGAGUUUGAGUGUAUGCUUCUAAAAUGAAUAAUAUCAUCUAUCAAACAUCUUUAACAGUACUUGAUGGAGAUACGUUUAUUUGAAUUCAUCAUUUUGUUGAUGUUAUAGUAGUUCGGUUAGAAAUGGUCUUAACUCAUUCAUGAAGUUCGUACUAGCCAGAAAUAAGUUAUUCUAGAACAUGUUUCGAAGAGAUAGUCAACACAAUCUGUUCAUUGAGUUACUUAAUAAGUUGCAUAGCUCUUCAUCAGAAUUCCAAUAGAAUCUAAUCUACGCUUUCAAAAACAAUACAAUUUAAAUAGUUCCUAUUAAAAUUUAUUAAAAUCAAGUAUUCCAAGAAAAAAAUUUUGUAAUUAGCUAUUUUAUUAUUCUAAAGUAAAUAUGAUAAUGCUUUCAUAGAUGGAUCAAUUCACUAUGGUGACAUAGGUAUCUAUUAGCAAAACUAUGUAUCAAUUUAUUGUGAAAUCUGAUGAAUUCAUCAAUUUCGUAUUUCACGUACCAUAUAAAUUAAACGAUUGGUUAGCUAAGAUAUGUUAAGUCUAAUGGCAUUAAUUACGAAAACUUCUUAUCUACGUAGUGUAAACUAUUCAUUUGACAAAGAAAUUUCGCUGCACAAAAUCUUUUAAGCAUAAUUAAAAAUGGAAGUUAAUCACGGAUUAUUCAUUAAUUUAUUUGUUGAACUUAAUUAUAAAAAAAAUAAGAUGAAAAUAAAUGAAACCGGAUCAGAACAGAAAAUAAAUCCUUCACCAAUAUUAUUUACACAAAUUAUAGUUAUUCAAAUUAUUCCAUAUAAUAAUACUCCAUAACAAAAUAAAUGAAUAAGGAUACAUUUAAUCAAGUAUUCACAAAUUAUCAAAUAUACUCACAGUUAUUACGUUUAAAUUACAUGAUAAUCUCAAAGAUUAUAAGAAAUAAUCAUUAAGAAACUAAAUGAAAAAUAUAAUUCUCUACAUGAUUAAUGUACAAAUAGAUAACGAAUGAUGGAACAACUGGAACUGAUUAUUGAAAUUAUGCUAAACUGACAGGUUGGACAGAUGUGCUUUUUUCAUACACAGAGAUCAGGUUUGAAUCAAUGAAUCUUGAUAGUGUCGGACGUUCACAAAUCACUAAUCCAAACAUUCUUUGACUCGAUUGUUUACAGUUCGCCGACAUUUGUGAAUGUUGAUUCAUGCGGUGGCACAUGAUUACAGUUGAUCAUACAUUCACGAAUCGAAAUGUAGAUAGACAUGAAUCACGUUUGAAACUGUCAAACAGAAUGGUGAUGUUUGGAUAUGCGUUUCAACAAGCAAACUAUUGCGAUAAACAAUACAACCUCUCCCAGAUAAUCACACAAACUGAUAGAUGUGCACUGAGAUGGUCUGAAUUGGAGAUUUAUUCUACACCCACUUUCUAGAAUGAAACACUAAAGUACGGGUGUAUAUCAUGACCAACCCCACUGAAAUGAAGGUCUUUCUCAAAGAACUCAGUAGUUUGUUAUUCAAUAACUCUCCUUCCAUAUUCUUUUCAAUUUGGUUGAUCACGAACAGAAUUUUGUCGAAAGUGUGUGGUCACUUUCAGAUUGACAAUUCGACUCUCAAUCACCUACCAUCAACGAAUCUGUUGUAGAGUGAGUAUAUAUGAAAUUAACUAGAGUGUUUAUGAAAUGGGGUAUACAUGGAAAUAGACACACUCACCGUCGAGUCGUACUGUGAAAUCAACCAUUUAGGCUCUACAGAUUUCAAAGUGAUGGAAAGAAUACAGAAUCAUAUAUUGAUAUUUAACAUUGUGAAGACGACCUCGAACCAAGUGUAUAUUGAAACUUUUCAAUUAGUCUGGUCGAUCUUAUCACUUAUGAAUAGUGACGGUGUCAGUCGUGCACCAAGCUCUGAUUCAAAUCUUCUUUGACUGUGUCAGUAUGAAUUAUCCCAGAUCACUAGAUAAACUGACAAAUUGAUUCUAAGGUGUCCCAUUUCCACAAAUCUAACUGCUACAUGACAAGUAAAUAAAUUCACUAUUUAGUAAUACACAACGUUGUUGUCUGCAUGCAUAGGUACUCAGGUGUGUUGGUUUACUCAAGUGUACAGAUUUCAGUUGACACGAAUCUUUACAUUUUAAACGAAUAGUUGAUCAGACCAAAUUAGCAUAAACACUCUAACUGUUCAAAUAAUUACUAUCACUUGAUAAAAAUUUUCCAUUUCUAAGUGAUUUCAGAUUAGAUUUACGGUUUGUCAGUAUCUAUGAUGUAACGGGAUUGUGUGUUGUGUACUUUAUUAAGCUAACUGAGUAAAAUUAAAUCAAUAGUACGACUACAUAAACUGUGUUGAGCUGUAAGGAUUUUAAUGCAACAGUUGGACGCGUACAUAACUGUACAUUCAAAAUUAUAAUCUUCUCUUGACAUUCGUUAGUUGGCAAUAAUCUGUAAUCUUCUAUGAUCCAAUGUCAUAUUUAAUGUAUGUUAACAAAUUUAGAUUAGCACUGAAGUAUUAAAAAGUAUUAAAAAAGGAUUAACUGAACUCAAAUAUUCACGAUAUACUUUUUGUUAAACUAAUCCCAAGUUGUUAGUAAUGUAUUGAAACAUAAAAUCACUUAUCUCAAUCCAUGAUUCAAAUGGAAAACAUUACUCACAAGACCAAGUCAG
Messenger RNA from Schistosoma spindalis, 4360 nucleotides. NCBI's taxonomy places the organism in Eukaryota, Metazoa, Platyhelminthes, Trematoda, Strigeidida, Schistosomatidae. The record is from the annotation of a GenBank genome assembly.